Messenger RNA from Zingiber officinale, 1934 nucleotides. RefSeq names its product bZIP transcription factor 27-like. Gene Ontology annotation, molecular function: DNA-binding transcription factor activity. The coding region runs from base 716 to 1486 and encodes 256 amino acids. Gene Ontology annotation, cellular component: nucleus. Gene Ontology annotation, biological process: positive regulation of DNA-templated transcription. NCBI's taxonomy places the organism in Eukaryota, Viridiplantae, Streptophyta, Magnoliopsida, Zingiberales, Zingiberaceae. The record is from RefSeq and is a predicted model, not a curated record. The transcript is spliced from 3 exons.
UCUGACUCUAUUAUUUAUCCUUCUUCACAUAAUUGAGAUACGGAUUAUGAAAGAUAUUAUAUAAUCACCUUUUUCUUGCUAUGAUUAAAGUAAAUACCAUGGAAAUGUUAAUUAUGUCUUUGUUUCUUCUACUCUUGCGCUUGAGCACAACGGCCGUUUAAGGUUUGGUGUCACUUGUCCUAACACAUUUAGAAAUUUCUGAUCUAAUUAUUAUUUUGUACCAAAAGUCCAUAACAAAUGGGACAUGUAGCGAGAAACUUUGAGGUGAGUUUAAGAACCCUAAAAUUGAAAUCCGAUCAACCACAUCGCUGCAUUUUUUCCCUUUGAUCGACGAAGCUCACUCGGCAGUGUCAUGUUGCUACUUCACAUGCAGUGAUCACGACUAUGAAUUGCAGCCGUGAGCUUGCGACUUGGGUGGGAAUCGCAGCUAUGCCUAAAUUGCAACUGUGAAUUUGGGCUGAAAGGAGAUCAUGGCAUGGUCGAAAUAUUUCAGACGUAGAUUUAUUAUUUCACAAAUAAAUAUUUACAUCGUAGGUAUUGUUUUAUUAAAUAUUUUAAAUUAUAUUAUAAUUAUUUUAAUAUUUUUACGGUAGAAAAAAAAUAUCUACUGCUCUGGACCUGUUCCCUUUGCAUCUUUCGUACACAAACCCAUAAAGACUUCACUGCUGCUUUCUCUUCCACCACCGCCGUUGCUGCCUCUUUCUCUCUCGUUGCCAUGAUUGACAACCACAGGCCGUCGCCGAAGGAUACGAACGAGAACGGCAACCACUAUGACGUCUCCGACCACCCCGCCAACACCCGAGCGGUCUCUUCCUCCUCCCGCGCCUCCCCUUCCUCCGCCGCCACCUCCUCUGCGCAACCCACGGCCCCCAAGGGCCACACUAUCGAGGAUGUGUGGAACGACAUCAGCCUCCACCGCGACGACAGCCACUGGCAUCGCACCCACCCGCUCCCCCAUCGCUCCCUCCGCACCAUGAUCCUGCAGGACUUCCUCUCCGGCCCCCUCAUCCGCCCUCCUUCCGCGGCCACCGCAUUCGACUGCCCUCCCUCCGCUGCCGUCCACCCCACCGCACUCAGCCUCGAGAUCCACCUCAUCCCGCCCGAUUCCAUCCACUCCGGUUCCGCCGCCUCCCCCUCCCCCUCCCCCUCGUUCGUCUUCCCUGCUUUCUCCGACACCAACCCGCCCCCGUCGUCCCCCAUCGGCCUCUUCUCCUUCUGCUCCAAGAAAAAACCCCUCUCCGAUCCCCCCUCUAACUCCGGCGUGGUCCGCCGCCACAACCGCAUGAUGAAGAACCGCGAGUCCGCCUCCCGCUCGCGAGCCAGGAAGCAGGCCUACGUCAACGAGCUCGAAGUGGAAAUCUCGCAGCUUCAGGAGGAGAAUUCCCGGCUAAAGAAGGAACUCAAGAAGCUACACAAGGUGAUGGCCUCCAAGCAACUAUUCCCCUCAAAGAACAAGCUGCAGAGGAGCUCAACUGCAUCAUUCUGAACAACUCUGCAACCAUUCCCAAAUGUUAGAUAUUUUAAUCAUCACUCGUUCUGAUCGAAGAAGAACUCGCCCAAUGUGAAUGUGAAAGUGAAUAUGAACACGCAGAGCGCCUAAAUAUAUAUAUAUAUGUAUGUAUAAUGAUUAAUGAUUGAAUCCCUGGUCUGGUCCGGAGGAGGAAGAGCUUUGUGUGUUUGAAGAUAUGUAGCAGGAAUGGCAACGGCCGGGCCAUGGGAGGCUGCCGAUGACGGUACGUAGCCUGAGAAAAGGCAAGAUGAUAAUGCGUAUAUGGAGUGAUGGGACGUGACGUGACCUAGUUACAUGGAUUCUAGUACUGUUCCUCUUUGUAGGGCUCUUGCUUUGUCUCUCGGUUAUUUAGGCAUUAUGGUCUCUGUAAUUAUAUUAUAAUAUGCUUCGAUGGUCGGAAUACUUACUUUAUUUCUAUCUAUCA